This is a messenger RNA of Cajanus cajan (pigeon pea), 558 nucleotides long. The record is from RefSeq and is a predicted model, not a curated record. Lineage: Eukaryota; Viridiplantae; Streptophyta; Magnoliopsida; Fabales; Fabaceae.
AUGGGACCUACCAGGCAAAGGACACCCUUCUGCAAUGGUAUUUCCACAUCGCAUCCCAGCAGAUCUCGUCCUUCGACGAGUUCGCCAUACAGCAUGUGCCGCGAACAAAAUUCCCGAGCUAACCUCCUAUCGAAGCUCGCCAGUACCAAAAAACCUAGACAGCACCGAACUAUCAUCGAGGAGACCCUACACUCGCCUAGCUUCGAUGGCAAGGUUGUCAACGUCAGCGACAAUGGAGACCUGGCCUGGAUGACAGGCAUCUGGAAUUACUUGAAAGAGGGUACCUUGCCCGAAGACAAAGACGAAGCUCGGAAGGUGAAAAUGAGGUCGGCUAAGUUUGUCAUUGUCGGAGACAAACUAUUCAAACGUGGCAUUUCCACCCCGCUGCUCAAGUGUUUGACCGCACCCCAAGCAGCCUACGUCAUCGACGAAAUUGGUCGGGGCAUAUGUGGCUUGCAUUCUGGAGCUCGCUUGAUGGCCACCAGAGUACUCCGGGUUGGAUACUACUGGCCCACUCUAAAGUCAGAUUGCCAAGAUUACAUACAAAAUGCAAAGAAU